Messenger RNA from Salvelinus namaycush (lake trout), 993 nucleotides. Its product is annotated as G-protein coupled receptor 12-like. Lineage: Eukaryota; Metazoa; Chordata; Actinopteri; Salmoniformes; Salmonidae. Gene Ontology annotation, biological process: G protein-coupled receptor signaling pathway. Gene Ontology annotation, molecular function: G protein-coupled receptor activity. The record is from RefSeq and is a predicted model, not a curated record. The transcript has a single exon. Gene Ontology annotation, cellular component: membrane. The coding region runs from base 1 to 993 and encodes 330 amino acids.
AUGAGUAACCAAUUCAAAAACACCUCUUCCUCAACCUGGGAUGUUCAAGAAGGAGGGAAUUCCACACCACCUCCAUCAUUCCAGUUCGAGCUGGAACCGGUGGUCAUAAGCGUCAACCCCUGGGAUAUAGUCCUGUGUGUCACGGGAACCCUAAUGUCCUGCGAAAAUGCAAUUGUCCUUGCCUUAAUUAUUUACACGCCCACCCUGAAAGCGCCCAUGUUUGUGUUGAUAGGGAGCUUGGCUUUUGCGGACCUAUUGGCGGGGCUAGGUUUGAUAGUGAAUUUCACCAUCACCUACAUUUUUGACACGGGAUUCGUGACGCUGCUAUCAGCUGGACUGCUCAUCACUGCUUUUUCGGCCUCCGUUCUCAAUAUCCUGGCAAUCACGGUGGAUAGAUACCUCUCCCUUUACAACGCACUGACUUACCACACGGAACGAACGGUGAUUUUUACCAUCGUCACACUGGUGCUCAUUUGGGUGACUAGCAUCACUCUGGGCGCGCUACCGAUCAUGGGUUGGAACUGCCUUAAAGAUGAGACGACGUGCAGCAUUUGCGCCCCCAUUGAUAAAAAUCACGCCGCUGCGCUGGCGGUGACUUUUCUUUUUGUAUUUGCACUUAUUUUGCAACUAUACCUCCAGAUUUGCAGGAUUGCUUUUCGGCACGCGCAGCAAAUCGCCGUGCAGCAGAAGUUCAUGAGUACCUCCCACUCCUCCUCCCCCACCACUAAAGGGGUAUCCACCCUCUCCAUUAUCCUUGGCACCUUUGCAUUGUGCUGGAUCCCUUUCGCCAUGUACUCUCUGGUGGCUGACAUCGGAUACCCCCCUAUCUAUACCUACGUCACCGCUCUGCCGGCCAUUUGUCACUCUAUGAUAAACCCCGUCAUUUAUGCUUUCAGAAAUCCUGACAUACAGAAAUCUAUGAGAAUCGCUUGUUGUUGUGGAUGUGUGUCUUCCAACUUUUCUCUGCGACCAAGGACACCAAGUGAUGUCUAG